This is a messenger RNA of Magnolia sinica, 945 nucleotides long. RefSeq lists its product as uncharacterized. Gene Ontology annotation, biological process: protein ubiquitination. Gene Ontology annotation, molecular function: ubiquitin protein ligase activity. Bases 1 to 945 code for a protein of 314 amino acids. The transcript has 3 exons. The record is from RefSeq and is a predicted model, not a curated record. Lineage: Eukaryota; Viridiplantae; Streptophyta; Magnoliopsida; Magnoliales; Magnoliaceae. Gene Ontology annotation, cellular component: cytoplasm.
AUGUGUGGUCAUGCAUUCAUUGGGAAGUCCUCUCCAGCAUGGAAGUGGCGAUAUUGGUGGGCUAGGAUCACCAAGUUGAGGGAAAGGGGUACUUUCUCGAUUUCCCUCAUCCUGAGAGAAGGUGACUACACAACAGCAUCCAUGUCCUUCGUUGAAGAAGUCUCGAAUACAUCGUCCCAUGAUGAAUUCGAUUUGUCAGUCACUGUUGAAGAUGAAUUCGACAUGUUAGAUGCCGUUGAAGAUGACUUGUUCGUCCCUAUUGAAGAUGAAUUCAAUAUGUUAGCCGAUAACUCAGACACGCUAUCGGAUAAUGAACUUCACGUGCCCGUCGAUGAAUCAUCCUACAUGUUAAAAGAAUGCUGCAGGAGGUUAGAUGUAUGGGGACAUCCAUCCGUGCCUGACAUGGAAGUUUGCAGGGUGGUGAAGAUGUGGGAAAAGCUUCAGUGUUUCUUGCAAGUCGAGAUAUCUAAAGCGUGUUUUGCUGGGAUGGUUUCUCACAUGGACAUUCCUCUAACCUGUGUUGAAUCAGUAGCCGUGAAAAUUAAUGACAUGGCAAAAAAGGCCCACCAAGUGGGAAAGAAAACGUUAUAUAUUGUUGCAGAGAUUGAGGUUUUGAUAUUAGUCAAAGAAGAUGAAGAUGGAGAAGAGACAUUGGCUGCAGCACUGAGAGAAUCAAUUGGUGAUAUGGCUUAUCAGAGGACUAGUGCAGUCCCAGCAUCAAAAUCUUCAAUCGAAGCGUUGGAAAGGAUGACAUUCAACAAAGGUAAGUAUGAUGAGAUCAAGUGUGCAAUUUGUUUGAAUGACUUCUCUACAGGGAUGGAGGUCAUACGGAUGCCGUGCUCACAUGUUUUUGAUAGCGAAUGCAUAAUUCAAUGGUUGGAGAAGAACCAUGUGUGCCCGAUUUGCCGGUUCCAGAUGCCGCCUCAACAGUUUGAAGAGAUUUGA